GGGCACCCUUCUUGGUUCCUCGUGGUGAGGGAGAAGGAAGGCUAUUUUUUUAAAAACCUGAGGGGAAAGCCUGCGAGGUGCGGAGCGUCUGUCGGCAGGGGAGGGAUGAAGCGGUUAAGGAGAAGGUUCCGGAGCGCGGAGCUGGGCUGCGUUCCGCAGGCAGGAGAGGAGGAGGAGGAGGAGGAGGAGGAGGAGCAAGCGAACGGGCGAGUGAGCGAGCGAGCGAGGAGAGGAAACCAGCUGGCUGGAGCUCUCGGCUCUCACUCUCGCUCUCGCCGCUGAGUGAGCAGGAGCUGUUUCUCUCUCUGUCAGUCUCUCCCUCUCUCUGUCUCUCUCUGUCUCUCUCUGUCUCACUCUGUCUCUCUCUCUCUCUCUCUCUCUCUCUCUCUGGGAAACGUUCAGAGCCUGAUCCAGUAGGGGGACUCCUUCCCUCCUGCAUGCCCCAGCCAUGCUGCCCUGGAGAAGGAGUAAGUUUGUCCUGGUGGAGGACGAGGCCCGGGGGAAGCCCAAAAGCCUGGGCGUGGGGCUGAGCUACCACAGCAUCCUCUCCUCGCUGGCGCGCUCCUGCCCCGACCUCCUGCCCGACUGGCCCCUCCAGCGGCUGGGCGGCCUCUUCCGCACCAAGCGCCAGAAGGUGGAGCUCAACAAGGAGGAGCCCACCUACAGCGUCCGUUACCUGGGCAACGCUGUCACCCUGACGGCCAAGGGCGAGGGCUGCACGGAGGAGGCGGUGGCCAAGAUCUGGAGCCGGAGCGACUACGGCGGCCAGAGCACCAAGAUGAAGCUGACGGUGGGGGCCCAGGGCAUCCGCAUGAGCCACGAGGGCUCCAAGGGCUCCAGGAAGCCCGGCCAGCUCUACUUCCUGCACCGCAUCACCUACUGCGCCGCCGACGCCCGCCGGCCCAAGAUCUUCGCCUGGGUGUACCGGCACCAGAUCAAGAACAAGGCGGUGGUGCUGCGCUGCCACGCCGUGCUGGUCACGCGGGCGGAGAAGGCCCGGGCCAUGGCGCUCAGCCUGUACCAGACCUCGGCCUCGGCCUUCAGCGAGUUCAAGCGGCUCAAGCGCCAGAGCGACUCCCGCCACUGCCAGCAGCAGGCGCUGGGCGGCGCCGCCGUGCCCCUCACCCCGCUCCGGAGGCUGCUCAACGGGCAGUGCCACUACCGCCCGCCCCCCGACAGGCCCCGCGCCGGGACCCGCCUCUGCUCCAUCGUCGAGGAGGAGGAGGAGGAGGAGGAAGGAGAGGUGGGAGGGGAGGGCGACGGGGAGAACGGAGAGGGGGCCGGGCGUAACGGGCGUCCCCUUCGGCCGCCCGAAAAGGACGUGGGGAAGAUCGUCCACGGGCUGGACGCCUGCAGAAUCAGCGGGGGCGGAGCCAGGCGCUUCAGCAGACAGAUGGCCGUUAGCAGACUCUUGUGAUGGGGGCGGGCGGGGGGGGAGGCAAACGGGCACGCUUUUGACUAUCUUUCGGUGAACCUGCACCAGGACUGUUUCUCUUUCUAAUCCCACUUGAACCUGCCCCCCCCCCCCCUUUACCCCCUGUUCCCCAAGAACUGCUUUUCCACUUUUCUGGCACUUCCUCAGGACGGGAUUUCCAAGGAGACGGGAACUACUUUUCCCUUUUGUUUUCUCCUCUCGAAAGCUGGCAGUUAUCCUGUGUCCCGGUCGGCUGUUUCUGGAAAGGCUGGAAUGUUUGAACUGACAGCAGCACAAUGUGGGGGACGACCUGGUCUCCGAAAACAUUCAGACUACGGGCAGAAAACUGUCGGUCGACUCGACGGGCGUCGAAGCCCACCUGGCAAGGCGUACACAUUUAGCGGCAAACCAAGCGUGAGACGUGGUUUUUGUCAUAGCCAUUCAUAUAUUUUGACU
Anguilla anguilla (European eel) is the source of this 1870-nucleotide messenger RNA. RefSeq names its product protein FAM43B-like. The record is from RefSeq and is a predicted model, not a curated record. Bases 449 to 1417 code for a protein of 322 amino acids. NCBI's taxonomy places the organism in Eukaryota, Metazoa, Chordata, Actinopteri, Anguilliformes, Anguillidae. The transcript has a single exon.